Liolophura sinensis is the source of this 1574-nucleotide messenger RNA. Its product is annotated as lysosomal amino acid transporter 1 homolog. The transcript has 8 exons. The coding region runs from base 111 to 569 and encodes 152 amino acids. Lineage: Eukaryota; Metazoa; Mollusca; Polyplacophora; Chitonida; Chitonidae. The record is from RefSeq and is a predicted model, not a curated record. Gene Ontology annotation, cellular component: membrane. Gene Ontology annotation, molecular function: basic amino acid transmembrane transporter activity.
AAAAAGACGAAGGGGUGUUUGAAAUGUUAUUGACGCUCCUCAUAAAUGAAUCUCAGAAUAGUUUACUUUGAUUACUUUGACCCUACUUUUAUUACUGAAAGAUCUGAAAAAUGCCAGUCCCUUUGUACCCAAUGUAUUUGGAGACACCUUACUCCUUCAAAUACACGAAUCUAACCCCAGCGAUAACAAACUGUACAGGAGGCGUUGUGUGGAUCCACAAAGUGCUUGGCGAAUGUGUGCUGACCAACCGACAGUAUGCAUCAGUUAUCUGUGGACUUGUCUCCCUUCUUAUUUGGAUGACAGUCGGCUUUCCGCAGAUCUACAAAAAUUGUCGCAACCCGGCAGGCCUGGAGGGACUGUCUCUUCUGUUUGUAAUUCAAUGGCUUUUAGGUGAUAGUACAAAUUUAAUAGGAUGUAUUCUAACAGAGCAGUUACCAGUGCAGACGUACACAGCAGUGUAUUACGUCUCUGCUGAUCUCGUGCUAUUGUCACAAAUCAUCUACUUCAAAACAAAAAAACAUUUAUCAGAAAAAGGAGCAAGAAGCAGUGCUGAACAAUUCACCUGGUGAUGUACCCAGAAUUAUUCUGUGUAUAUCAGGGAUUUUUGCAGUAUCCACCUUAUGGGCACUCUGGGGGCAUGACACCUUCUCCCCGGACCCACCAAGAGUUCAGAUCACCAGGUUCCCCGCUGACGAACUCUUCUGGCAGCUGACCAACAUAACCUCAGACAUACACACGUUUUUAAGGGUGCUCUGGAUAUCACUGGUUAUGUGAUAGGGGUCAUCUCUGCGUCAUUCUACGUUGGUGCUAGAGUUGCUCAGAUCUAUAGAAAUUGGUCCCGCAAGUCCACAGAAGGGUAGCCCCUUUUCAUGUUUCUGCUGGCUGUGCUAGGAAAUUUGUUUACGGGUCUUGGCUGUGUUCCUGCAGUCAACUGAUGUGGUAUUUAUUAUUCGUCACCUUCCCUGGAUCAUCGGCAGUCCUAGGAAUCAUGGGAUUUGAUCUUUCUAUUUUAUGCCAGUCUUUAUAUUACAGUCACCAGAACCGCCUUAUCCGGGAAUUGGGUGGAACAGACCCUCUUCUAGACAGUGACCCGAUUAACUCCUGAUCAUUGUUUUUCUCUGCUGAGCUGUUGGGGGUGGAAACUUGACAGAGAUCUGUGUAGUGUUCUCAUGACAGGGCGUGGCAGGUCAGGUAGAGGGAGAUAACCAUGUUUAACUGACAAUACAGCAGUGCGCUCCCCUUCAGGUGAAUAGACGAGGGCUGUAUUUGAAUUCUGAGUGUGUAAUUGGAGUGCAGUAUCCUUGUGUCAUUUGAUACAAAGGUGUAAGUUUAAAGGGAGCACAGAGGGCACUUUACUUCAGUAUUGCUCUUGUUGCACUUUGUCCCAAUCCCAGAGAAGAGGGGAGUGAAAACGUUCGCACUUUGUUACACUUUGGCACGCAAAGCAUCAUUCUCAUUUGGGACGAGCAAGCAUACUGAGAUUCGAAUAUGCCCCUGGUAUGUUGUUUGUCUUUCCCUAAAGUUCAUAUGGUUCACAUUAUUGUAAUCACAAUGUAGUGUUAUUUUCCCUCCCU